Molecule: messenger RNA, 763 nt
Organism: Symbiodinium necroappetens
Lineage: Eukaryota; Dinophyceae; Suessiales; Symbiodiniaceae
Source: the annotation of a GenBank genome assembly
GCGGCUGCAAUACCGGGUCCUGGCUGUUGCGGACCUGGGUACGCUGGAGGAGGCCAUUGCAUCUGCCGAGGCAGUUAUUCUUGUGUGGGAUGUGCAUCAUCCCCAGCCGUUCUAUGCCAUCAAAGACGUCAUCAAAGGCCCUGACGACCCCGAGACGGAGGAAGCAGAUGAAGGAACAGACCGUGUCCAACUCUGCCUUGCCGUCGACAACGGCGACGGCUCGGAAGCUGUGGCCAAUGAUCAAGAAGAGGUCUGGUCUUGGUGCCUGGAGCAUGGAUACGAGCUGUUGCAGUGUUCUCUACGCUCGGACGACCUCCAAGCUCUCCGAUAUCGAGUGGAAGGAGCUCGCCAGGGCAGGCCACUGGGCUUGCUGUCGGACGAGAGCGAUGGCACCGUGAUCAGGGUACUCGAGGCCCUGGAGUGCCAUGCGUCCUGGACGGGUCUGGAGCCAAAGGCCCGUUCAACUCAGCGGACAGUCGACGAGCAAUCCAGGCCCGCUGUAGUCGAGCAAGCAGCUGGACUCGACGCGAUCGACGAUUCCGCAGAUCCCGCCGGAAGGGCUGAUGCCGAAGCCGGUAAGAACGGAUACCAGGCUCUUGAAGCCCAAGACGACGAGUUUGAGGCUGCAGAGGAGUUUGAGAAGUUGGCUGGCGAGAUGAAGGACAUCCGAAGCAUGGCGGAUCAUGCCGCUCGCAAAGAGCGCGCAUGCGAAGUCGCCCUUCGCCUUGCCUCCACUUUGGGCAUCGAUUCGGACUCCGACUGA